UAAAUUAUAUGUUGUUAGAUUCAAGAAGAAAAAAAAAGAAUAGAUCUAAAAGAAAAAAUGGAACAAAUAUACAUAUAAAUAUACAUAUCUAUGUACAAAUCAAAGAUGAGUUUUGGUACACUUCCCAAGAGUUGCUCUGUUCUUCAUCCAAAAGGGUCUUCAUAAAUCAACUUAUUAUAAAAGCCAAGGCACAUAUAUAUAAGUAUGAAGAAGAUGGAAAAGAAGGAGCAUGGUGAUUUUGAAGAUGAGUUAGAAGAAAAUUUAGAAGAAAUAAUGGAAUUAGAAAGUGAUGAGUUGGGAAGUAAUGAAUCAUGGAGAAAACAAAUAACAUGUAGAGGAGUAAUAGCAAGUGUUGUGAUUGGUACAAUUUAUAGUAUCAUAGCUAUGAAACUUAACCUCACAACUGGUAUGGUUCCUCAUUUCAAUGUCUCUGCUGCUUUACUUGCUUUUAUCUUCAUCAGAACAUGGACACAACUUCUUCAAAGAUUUGGUUACCAAUCUAAGCCUUUUACUAGACAAGAGAAUACCAUUAUUCAAACUUGUUCAGUUGCUUGUUAUAGCAUAGCUGUUGGAGGUGGAUUUGCAUCGUAUUUAUUAGGGUUAAACAAAAAAACAUAUGAAUUAUCAGGAGUACACAAUGAAGGAAACUCUAUUAAUAGUACUAAAGAACCUGGCUUAGGUUGGAUGGUUGCUUUUCUUUUCUUGGUUUGCUUUGUUGGUCUUUUUGUUCUAAUUCCUCUAAGAAAGAUAAUGAUAGUGGAUCUGAAGUUGACUUACCCAAGUGGAUUAGCAACUGCUGUUUUAAUUAAUGGUUUCCAUACUCGUGGGGAUAAAAUGGCCAAGAAACAAGUACAUGGUUUCUUGAAGUAUUUUUCAUGGAGUUUUGUUUGGGGACUAUUCAAGUGGUUUUAUAGUGCAAAUGAAGAAGAAUGUGGGUUCUCACAAUUUCCUACUUUUGGCUUACAAGCUUGGAAAAACACGUUUUUCUUUGAUUUCAGCACAACAUAUGUGGGAGCAGGAAUGAUAUGUUCUCACUUAGUAAACCUAUCAUUGCUUCUUGGAGCUGUGAUUUCAUAUGGUGUAAUGUGGCCACUUAUUGGCAAACUUAAAGGAGAUUGGUUCCCUCAAAGUUUAAGUGAAAGUGAUAUGAAGAGUCUUUAUGGUUACAAGGCUUUUCUAUCUGUAUCUCUCAUUUUAGGUGAUGGGCUUUACAAUUUUGUCAAGAUACUUGCUUCUACAAUCAUCAAUAUGCAUCAAACAUUCAAAGACAAAAAUAAUCCAGAAACAAGAGAGAACAAGAAAAAGUCAGGAAAAGCAGUAGAAGAAAAGCAAAACCAAAUCUUCUUAGGAGAAACAAUUCCACUAUGGAUAGCCAUAACAGGAUACGUAAUCCUCUCCUCAAUCUCCACAAUCGUAAUCCCAAUCAUGUUCCCACAGCUCAAAUGGUACUACGUCGUCGUUUCAUACCUCUUAGCUCCAUCUCUCGCCUUCUGCAACGCUUACGGAACAGGCUUAACUGACAUAAACAUGGCUUACAACUACGGCAAGAUCGCACUCUUCAUCCUCGCCGCCAUAACCGGAAAGCAAAACGGCGUCGUAGCAGCCCUAGCAGGAUGCGGAUUAAUCAAAUCUGUAGUCUCAGUCGCAUGUAUUCUAAUGCAAGAUUUCAAAACAGGACAUCUAACCUUAACUUCUCCACGAGCGAUGUUCGCUAGCCAAGUCAUCGGAACCGCCUUAGGUUGUAUAAUCGCUCCUCUGAGUUUUUUCCUCUUUUACAAAGCCUUCGAUGUUGGAAACCCUAAGGGAGAAUUCAAAGCUCCUUACGCCUUGAUCUAUAGAAAUAUGGCGAUUCUUGGAGUCCAAGGGUUUUCUGCUCUGCCGCGUCAUUGUUUGCAAUUGUGUUGGGGCUUUUUUGGGUUUGCUGUUGGUGUUAAUUUGGUUAGGGAUCUUUCGCCGGUGAAGAUUGGAAAAUGGAUGCCUCUUCCUAUGGUGAUGGGAGUUCCGUUCUUGGUUGGAGCUUAUUUCGCCAUUGAUAUGUGUGUGGGGACCUUGAUUGUGUUCGUGUGGGAGAAGAUUGAUGCGAAGAAGGCGGAGCUUAUGGCGCCGGCGGUGGCUUCUGGUUUGAUCUGUGGAGAAGGGAUGUGGAUUUUGCCGGCUUCGGUUCUUGCCUUGGCCAAGGUGAAGCCACCUAUUUGUAUGAAGUUUUUGAGCUCUUAAGAGAAUGUUAUAUUAAUGGGCUUUUAAUUGUUGGGCCUUUUUUAUUUGGGCUUUAUUUAAGGUUUUCAUAAAUAUCAUUUUAUUUUUAGUUUUGGGGUUAAAUGAUUAGUUGGAGAAUGGAAUUGAAUGUUAAAGGGAUAAUGCUUCACUUGAUUUCUAAUGGUAUGAUGUGUUGUGACUA
This is a messenger RNA of Cannabis sativa, 2398 nucleotides long. Its product is annotated as metal-nicotianamine transporter YSL1. Gene Ontology annotation, biological process: seed development; response to iron ion. The transcript is spliced from 8 exons. Lineage: Eukaryota; Viridiplantae; Streptophyta; Magnoliopsida; Rosales; Cannabaceae. Gene Ontology annotation, cellular component: plasma membrane. Bases 205 to 2217 code for a protein of 670 amino acids. The record is from RefSeq and is a predicted model, not a curated record. Gene Ontology annotation, molecular function: iron-nicotianamine transmembrane transporter activity; oligopeptide transmembrane transporter activity.